CCUAAACCCUAGGAGUACAACGUCCGAGUCCGUCUCGAUCAAGCGGACUGAGGACAAGAAUGGGAAGAACUGCGAAAACUAUAGAUGUGAGGCGAACCGCUAUUAUUGAUUUCGCCAUUCUGUAAUGACGAUUGCAAAAGAACAGCGUUUCCUCAUGUUUGAGGAAGAACAUAAGUAAGUACUUCAUGUUUGAAGAGAAUGAAAAUAAUGUUGAAUUACAGUAAAAGCCGGAAUUAGUUUGAAGGUGGGCUCAAAAAGAGGGGAUGGCGACGGACUCGCGAAAAAUAUGCGAGUUCUUCAAAUUCACCUCGCUGGGUUCAUCAUUAUCAUCAUUAUUCUAACUAGGUGGAACACGACUGGUGUCAGGAUAUCAGUACUUUUACCUAGCACGAACUUUCAAUAAAGCCAUGUGCUCUUUUGGUUUAUUAAACAGCCUUGCAGAGACAAAAUCGUGGCCCGUAAACAACCAGAUGAAGAAGUGGAUGCUGCUGCCGCGACAACCCGAAGAAAAACAACGAGGUGACAGACUGCAUAGGCGUAAUACAGGACCACUGAAUUCGAGCUCAAAAAACUGCUUGUCAAAAACCGCUCGUAAAGGAGGAUUGAAUUUACCUAUUAAUUUUCUUACACGAUACCGCUUGAAAUUUCUUCAGGCGCAACGGAAGGAGUUCGUGGCUACAGUUCUUGGGAGUGUUCCGCUGAGGCGAUUACUUGCACAGGCCUGGAAUCUCUGAAGCCGCUAAUCAGGAUCUGGGAGAUUGCUUCCUGUGGCAGGCUGGUCGGAUUGCGGGUACCGAGCAAGAGUAGCUGUACCAUCAAAGUCUGUUCACAUUUCCCGCUCUUAUUGAAUAUUCCAGCAGGUCAAUUCUUCCUUGCGUGAGAAGUUGUCCGUGUCACACUACUGGUUGCGGAGGGGUGCUUGAGAGAUGGGAGGAUUGUAAGAAAGAGUUCGAUGAGCAGUUUCAAAGUUUCCAAAAAACCCGCUUAGCUCACGAAAGGGAUAA
This is a messenger RNA of Amoebophrya sp. A25, 1004 nucleotides long. Lineage: Eukaryota; Dinophyceae; Syndiniales; Amoebophryaceae. The record is from the annotation of a GenBank genome assembly.